This is a messenger RNA of Oncorhynchus tshawytscha (Chinook salmon), 1858 nucleotides long. It is a transcript of the gene fancf, whose product is annotated as FA complementation group F. Gene Ontology annotation, cellular component: Fanconi anaemia nuclear complex. The record is from RefSeq and is a predicted model, not a curated record. Gene Ontology annotation, biological process: interstrand cross-link repair. The transcript has a single exon. Lineage: Eukaryota; Metazoa; Chordata; Actinopteri; Salmoniformes; Salmonidae. The coding region runs from base 215 to 1282 and encodes 355 amino acids.
AUUUUGAAGUGACUGGGACGCGCUCGCAUACCCGGAAGUUCACUUCACAACAUCAACUGGCGGGGGGGGAAAGAGGAGAGGACACGGAGAAAAGAAGUAGCUUUAAUUAAAACACCAAAGUGACUUUUCCAAACAACCUUUUGGAGUAAUUUCAGGCGUCCUUUUAACAUUUUCAAACUCACUUGCAAAUGUUCUGAGAGCAGAUAGUGUCAACAUGGAGGCUAUUGUAAAGAACGUGGAGCGGACCACGGAGCUACUCGCUGUGUCGCAGACAGAGACGGUGCAGCGGUGGGACAAACAGACCCUGGACAGAGCCUUCCAAUGGACUCAGUACUGCCAACACGUCUACACAAGGUUCCAUGCAAAUCCAACCGUCAGGGACAUCUUGGAAAAACAACUACAGGUGACAAACGAAAGUUUACGAACAACUUUUCAUGGGUAUACGGACAUCACGUUUUCUGACCUGUCGCAGUGUCAACACUUGCUGCUUGUGGGUUUACUAAACAACGCCGCUGUACCGAGCUCAGUCGUCAAACUCCUUUUCGACACUAUAACUGUUGGAGGUAAAUAUAAAGACGCCACCGGUCAUUGCACUGAACUCAUAGAAGUGAAAUCAGCAUGUAAAGUCUUAAGCGCCAUUCAUUUGAAACGCAGUACGUCCUUUCCCGGUUCUGAUGCUGACGUGUUAGGCAUGACACUGAUGGAGAUGUUGGAUAUCCUGCUCUCUCCAGCUACUGGCGCGUCCAAGGUGGGCCUAGCAGAGAAGUUAUUGGACAACCUCUUACAAACCUGUGGUGAAAAUGAAAACUUCUCAGGAGUCGUUGCUGCUGCUCUUCUGUCAAGGAAAAACAACAACACGGCAGCAGCAACAACAACAACAAAAAUGGCUUCAGAAGGAGUUUCAUUCCACUUUAUCCUGGAUUGGCUGCAGCAACACCACAGUUUACUCCAUAAUAUGUGUUCCACGUUGCCUAUUGGUCUUUUGAUGGACCUCCACCAGCAGUCGUUGAGGUUUAGAGUGACCUACGGUGACAUGUUGAAGCAAUGGGGGUCACAGUUGGAGUAUGACGUGGGAGAAGGAGAGUGGGUUCAAAUGUAUACCACCGACGGGGUGUCGUUCAAGACACUGUCUGACCAUUAUAGGUCGUUGCUAGGGGCUUGUCCGUCAACAAAGGAGGACGUUGAGAGAGAGCUGACAGAACUGAAGGUUGCAGAUGGGGACUUUGAUGUUAGAGGUCUGAGUAUUUGGGGUGACCUCCUCUCUGAGCUGAACACGGUCUGAGUGUUUGGGAUGGUCUUUUUUAAAUUUAUUUAAAUUUAUUUAUGUAUUUUUUUUUACCUGAAACGUUAAUUAUCUAAAAACGUGUAAAACAUCAUCAGUUGCCAUCAGUUGAGACACAACAUAAAAAUAAACUAUAAACAGUUUGACAACUCUGUUUGUAAGCUUCUAAAUUAAAUCAAACUCCAACCUUUUAUAUUUUCCAGUAAUGAAGACAUUACUGGAAAAGUAAUGGGGUAUGCAGAAUAGGUCAACUUUGAUCACUUUUUAUCUCCUGAAUGUUUUGGUAACUUUAUGACCACUUCCCUCCAUGUAUGGUAAGUUUAAAAAAAACUUUUUUAUGAAAGCUGUCAAAAAGUGAAUUGAAAUGGAUUUACCCCCUCUCUUGAGCAGAACAAAGCCAUGUGUAGCCUCAUCAGUAUCCUGUCAUUGGGCAGUCAGUGUUCGUUGGACCAAAUGUGGACGUUUGGCCUCGUUAGAUACAAUUUAUUUAAAUUUAUUUGUUAAAGGAUACAUGUUUUUGUGCUAAUACAUUCAUAUAUGUUUGUAUCAAUAACAGAAUAAAGAGGACUUUCAUUA